AUGUUUUCUCAAAUUAAGUUUUCUCUGUUUAGAUUGGGGGAAUUACCAGAACCAGAUCUUUCCGGUUUCAACCCAGUUUACAGAAUAAGAACUGUUGUACUGAUCCCUAUAUCCACACAAUCAUUCCCAGAUCCAGCACUUAAAAGCUGUCCCAAACACCAUACAGGAAACAUUGAUCUCACAGAGUCGUUGGAGCCACAGAAUAAAUUUCCUUUCAAGGGAUUAAGCGGGAAAAUAAAAACGGCGGGAAACACUUUAAAAUUUUCGGCGGGUAGCGCCGCCGCUGGACUUGCCAGCCAAGUAAAGGUGCCCUGGAAGCGAGAAAACGGAUCAAGAAAUUUAGAAAAGUUGGAAAAGCGUUUACACGAAGAACUUUUAAAGCUUUUCAACGAAUCCUCCUCGUUUUAUUUUUCGUUUAACGGUGACUUAACGAACAGCAUGCAACGACAGCAUGCUGGACGGGAGAAUACCCAAGGACAAACAGUUCGUAGAAGUGUAGAUGAUAGAUUUUUCUUCAACAAGUCAAUGCUCCAGGGAAUCUUGGAUCUGAAUGAUGUAAGGUCGGAUACCUGGAUCCUACCGGUCAUCCAGGGGUUCGUGGAGAUCAAGCAGUGCAACUUGAAUGAGAGCUUUGUUGAGGAGCUCCAGCAGGUUCCAGAAAAUAAACUUCCUCAUUUCUAUACUCUUAUCCUUAUCUCAAGGAGGUCACAGUACCGUGCCGGUACACGGUACAAGAGACGAGGAGUUGAUGUAGAUGGUCACGUGGCAAACUUUGUAGAAACCGAACAGAUUCUCCUAUACCAUACAUAUGCUCUCAGUUUUGUUCAACUUCGUGGCUCUAUUCCUUUAUACUGGUCUCAGCCUGGUUUAAAGUACCGCCCUCCCCCCCGAAUACACAAGGACGAGGUGGAGAAUCAGCUGGCUUUCUCCGCCCACUUCAACGCUCUCUUCCAAACAUAUGGCGGUUGUGUGAACUGUAUAAGUCUUGUUGAUCGGACCGGACGAGAGAAAAUACUCGCGGAUUCUUACUUAGAGCAUGUAAUGAUAUAUAAUCAACCGAUGAUGUCCUACAUUUCCUUCGACUUUCACGAGCACUGUCGAGGGAUGAGGUUCGAGAAUGUCGGUAUUCUCCUGGAUACAGUUGACGAGCUGGUCCAGAGGGUUGGAUACUUCUGGGUUGAUAAUCAUGGAAAGGUACUGGAACAGGAGGGAAUAUUCCGGACCAACUGUGUGGACUGCCUGGACCGAACGAACGUGGUCCAGACCGCCAUUGCUCGGAAGGUUCUAGAAAUCCAGCUGUCCAAGCUUGGAGUGGUCCAGCCUGAAGUUGGACUCUGUUCCUCUGAGAAGUCCGUAUUCCAGUCUGUGUGGGCCAAUAACGGAGAUAGUAUCAGUAAACAAUAUGCAGGAACUAAUGCCCUGAAGGGGGACUACACUAGGACUGGGGAGAGGAACCUCUCCGGGCUCGUCAAGGACGGAGUCAACUCCGCCAGCAGGUAUUAUCUAAACCACAUCAAGGAUACCUACAGGCAAGCGGCAAUUGAUAUUAUUACCGGACACGGUAUCUCGGACGAGAUGAUGCAACAAAUAGAAGAUAAACCUAUUGAUGAUCCUGAUGCUAGUGUUAGUACAGACCAGAUCAAGGCGGUUAUAGAGGACUGUAAGAAACUGUUGAUGCAUGAUAUAUCAUUAGCCCUGGGAGCUUGGGGUCUUAUUGAUGCAGAUCCUGUAUCCGGGGAUCCAGCGCAGGAGGGAAUGGAUGUCGUCUUUAUUCUAACCCCUGACUCAUACUACACUGCCAGGUAUGAUGAGGAGGAGGAUAAGAUAGUGGACUACCAGCAGGUUCCUCUCACAGACAUCACCAGGAUAGAGUUCGGGGCCGUCGAACAGUCAUUCAACCUUUCAUUCAUGCAGAACAAAACAAAGGAUCAACAUUGUUUCAGGAUACAUUACAAGAUUGGUGACGUCACUGGGUUCUUUCAUAUGUACAGAUCUACAAACCUUAGGUUCUUUAACAAUAUGGCGGUGAUUAUAUCCUCCGAGGAGGAAAAGGUUGAGAGUUUAAAAUCUAUCGCUGAUGCCGUGGCUGUUGCAAUGGAGACUAUUGGUCUGGUUCCGGACAUGUGGUUUGGAAACCUGGAGAAGAAACGAUCCCGUCCCUUGGAUCCAGGACCUGAGCAGGAGGGUAGAACCAACAGGAUGAGAAAUGUCGGAACCGUCGCGCUGUCAAACGUGACCUCCCAGAUCUCUCGGAUGAAUCCUAUCGGGAAACUGAUGAGGAACGACAAGGAGGUCCCGGUGAGGUUCACGGACCUUCAGAAGGAGGAGGACAGGACGGAGGACACGAAGUUUCAUUCACUAAACGCGCAUAAUAAUUUACAUCCUGAGAUAACUGUGACAGAUCUUAACCUCACUACUCCUCGACCUCUGAACAGAACCCGGAAGAUAUCUAAGUCUUCCGAAGAUGUUUCCAAGAAUCCAAUCGAUAAUGUUCUCAUACCGUUUGCUAAGCUGACCCAGGGUCUGCAAACCCUCGGCUCCAACCUUGAUCAACAGCUGAGCCGGUCGUGCGAGCAGUUUAUCGGCGCCGAAGCUGGUUCUCCGGUCCGGCAACCGGAGUUCCGAAGUACAACCCCGCGGCGAGCCGGUCAUGCGCAGUAUACAAAUAUUGAUGAAAGAGUUCGCAGGGGACAGACAGUAUGCAAUUCUCUUAUUCUCAAUAUUUAAACUUUCAUUUUGCACAUAUUACUAUUUUACAUUUAAAAAUUUGCAUUCCAUUUAAAGUAUAGGAAAGAUUAUCAUAAAUACUAUUUAAUUAUUUUAUUUAUAACCAAUUUGUUUAGAAAAGACGCAAAAUUUCAUGAUAUUAAUAUUUUACCUCACUAUGCUGCCAGUCAUGGUCAAAAUAGAAGAUGCAGUUGUAAACAACAAACUUAUUUAUUCAAACCAGAAAUCACCAAAUCAAUUUUCGUUCCAGUAACAGAUGCAAACACAUUCUUAUAGUUAAUUAUUUGAAAAUUAUUGUAUUUUAUAAUUGAUAAUUGAAAGUAUUUAGUAAUGGGGAUACCGCAUAAUGUUUCAUCAUAAUUAGACAUUUCUUUGUUGGCUUCCAAUACUCUUUAGUCUUCACAAAAAGUCAAAAUGUGUAAAAUGUCGCAAAAUUGUUUCAUUAAGUUUUGUCUUUAUUUAGAGCAAAAUUUUACUCCUAAGAGACAAUUGAAUGUUAGUCAUGUUUGUUAAUCAACGAUUGGUUCCUACGUUCAGGCUUUUACCAUUUUGAAAGAGCCAAGAUUUGGCAUGUUUUGAUAAAAUCAAGCUUUAGAAAAAUAUUUUGAAAUCUGAUAAACUAUAGACAAGAUCUUAAUAUAUCCAUAACAUAG
This is a messenger RNA of Eurytemora carolleeae, 3380 nucleotides long. It is a transcript of the gene sp3, whose product is annotated as phosphatidylinositide phosphatase SAC2. The transcript is spliced from 10 exons. Gene Ontology annotation, biological process: regulation of endocytic recycling; phosphatidylinositol dephosphorylation. The record is from RefSeq and is a predicted model, not a curated record. Gene Ontology annotation, molecular function: phosphatidylinositol-4-phosphate phosphatase activity. Bases 1 to 2727 code for a protein of 908 amino acids. Gene Ontology annotation, cellular component: early endosome; clathrin-coated endocytic vesicle. NCBI's taxonomy places the organism in Eukaryota, Metazoa, Arthropoda, Copepoda, Calanoida, Temoridae.